Molecule: messenger RNA, 1143 nt
Organism: Drosophila albomicans
Lineage: Eukaryota; Metazoa; Arthropoda; Insecta; Diptera; Drosophilidae
Gene: Prp38
Product: pre-mRNA-splicing factor 38
Exons: 1
Coding region: 46-1092 (348 amino acids)
Cellular component (GO): precatalytic spliceosome
Source: RefSeq, a predicted model, not a curated record
GUACACCUCUAGGUCGAAAGCAAUGAUUGAAAACAAAACAUAAAAAUGGCAAAUCGCACGGUAAAAGAAGCAAAAAACGUGCACGGCACGAAUCCGCAGUAUCUAAUUGAAAAGAUUAUACGCUCCCGCAUCUACGACUCCAAAUAUUGGAAGGAACAAUGUUUUGCCCUUACCGCUGAGCUGCUCGUAGACAAAGCGAUGGAGCUACGUUUUGUUGGCGGCGUUUAUGGCGGCAACAUUCGGCCCACACAAUUCUUGUGCCUCACAUUGAAGAUGCUGCAGAUACAGCCGGAAAAGGACAUUGUGGUGGAAUUCAUCAAGAACGAAGAAUUCAAAUAUGUGCGCGCCCUGGGCGCCUUCUAUUUGCGACUUACGGGAGCGGCCAUCGAUUGCUACAAAUAUCUUGAGCCGCUUUACAUUGACAAUCGCAAGUUGCGGCGACAGAAUCGCGCCGGACAGUUCGAGAUCGUGUAUAUGGACGAGUAUAUAGACGAGUUGUUACGGAAUGAUCGUGUCUGCGACAUUAUACUCCCGCGCAUACAAAAGCGUUCGAUUCUUGAGGAAAACAACGAGCUGGAGCCCAAGGUGUCGGUGCUGGAUGAAGAUCUGGAUGAUGAGGUACCCAGCGACGAGGAAGCCAAAGAUGCGGACGACAAAGACUCGAAUAGUCGGCAAAAGAAUAGUGCAACAACUGCAAUUCGACGACCGCGACGAGGUCGCUCUAAAUCCAAGUCACGUAGUCGAGAGCGGGACAGAGAUCGACGUGCUGGAGCCAGCGGCAACGCUCGCUCCAGAGAUUAUUAUGACGACCUGGAGGAAUACGAUCGACAGCGCAAUCGAGUGCGCAACAGGGACACGCAGAACAGCGGCAGCAAUGGCUACACUGAUGACUACGAGCGUCGAAACUCUGGCCGCAAUGAGAAUAGACAAGAGCGGGACAGACGGGAUCGAGACCGUGAGCGAGAGCGGGAACGUGAUCGACAUGGUGAAAGAGAAAGGGAACGAGAUCGGGAACGUGAUCGGGAUCGUGGCAAUCGAUACGAGCAUCGCGAACGGGACACGCGCAGCGAGCGCGAACGUCGACGUUACUAAAAAUGAACUUUUAGUUAUAAGUUUUACAAAACAUUAAAAGAAAGAGUAUAA